Molecule: messenger RNA, 1941 nt
Organism: Chenopodium quinoa (quinoa)
Lineage: Eukaryota; Viridiplantae; Streptophyta; Magnoliopsida; Caryophyllales; Amaranthaceae
Product: reticulon-like protein B17
Exons: 8
Coding region: 415-1746 (443 amino acids)
Source: RefSeq, a predicted model, not a curated record
GUCACAAAUAGGUGUCUACAAUGGUAUGCAAAAAUGAUAAAUUUAUAAGAGUCCAAAGCCAUCCAAUUUCUGACCGUUAAUCACGUGAGCUUCACAUCACAUUUGAUCUAAUUCUCCCAUCCCGCCGUCAAACUAUUCAAAUAAAUAAAUAAAUAAUUCUUUUUUUUUUUGAAAGAAAAAUAAAUAAAUAAUUCUAAAAAGCAAUAAAGAAAAAAAGAAAAGGUAUUUCAAAAAAAAAAAAAAAGAAAAAAAGAAAAGGAGACAUUCGUCCAUGUCUCCAGUCUCCCCAACGGCUACUCCAAUUGACGUUCUUAAACCCCAAAAAUACUUCAAUCUUUAACUCCAACAAAAUAAAAUCUCAUCAAAAAUUUUCCAAUUUUACAAACAAUCAAACAUUCAAACCUCUCAACAUCAAUGGAAUCAGUUACACCUCCUGAAUAUCACAAAUCAGAGCCAACCCACAAAAUUAAAUCAGCUUCAAGAUUAGCUUUAAUGGCUAAUAACCCAGAUUAUGGGAGUGAUACAGAUAAUCAAAUUCCCCAUUUUUCAGUAGAAUAUGCUCCUUCUCCGUCAUCGCCGAAGCGUCAAAAGACGCCAUCAUCUACACCUUCAAAACCAUCAAUUAAUAAGCCGAAAAACUUCCUCCCUCUUCAUGAACACCUGCUUCUUUCUCCUUCCCCUGUGCGGAAGUCCCGAACCCGGCUUUCAGACCGUCUCGAAACAGCGGAUGAUUCUACUGAACAUAGGAGGCGGUGUAAGACAAGGACUAGCUCUAAUGGGUUACCUGCUUGUUAUUCGCCUCGUAAUCUUAGGAGAUCAAGGAGAAAGAUGAUUGAUACUGAGGAAAGAGAAAUUGUUGGUGUUGAUGAAGUUGUGAAACCCAGAAGAAGAAGAAUUAGUGGAAAGUCUAAGAAAGAGAAGAUCGCUUCACUUCCUUCUCUUACUCCUUCAAAAGGCAAUGUUGGAGAAGAAUGUGCAUUGGAUCAUCUUGGACAGAUAAUAUGGGAAUUGAUUGUGUGGAGAGAUGUUGCUAAAUCAACCCUUUGGUUUGGUUUUGGGUGUCUUUGUAUCUUAUCUUCUUCCUUUACUAAGGGACUAAACAUUAGCCUUUUCUCAGUGAUCUCCCAACUUGGUCUUCUACUUUUGGCAGCAUCAUUCACAACAAAUUCUUUGCAUCAAAGGGAAAGCACGCCAAGAAAUGUGGAAGUAAGCUUGAAAGAGGAUGACAUAUUGAGAGUAAUUAGAGUGCUGCUGCCAGCUCUUAACCUUGUUAUUUCGAAAACAAGAGAGCUUUUCUCUGGAGAGCCAUCAAUGACCCUUAAAGUAGCUUUGUUACUCUUGGUUGGCUCGGCUUAUGGUCACCUUUUAACACUUUGGAGACUUUGUGCACUUGGAUUUUUAACUAGCUUUACGGCCCCGAAGCUAUAUUUCUCAUAUGCUGCUCAGAUAGAUAGAAAAGCUGAGCAAUGCAAGUCAAGGGUACUUGAAGCAUGGCGAGCGUGUAACCACAAGAAGAUUGUAGCUGCAUCAGCAGUUACAGCCUUCUGGAGUCUGUCAAGUGUCAAAACCCGAAUCAUUGCAGCUUUCAUUGCCUUAGUGAUACUGCGAUACUAUAGGCAACUCUCAGAAACCAAAUUUGAAGAACUUUCACCAACAGAACAGGAAGUGGAGCCAGAAAAACGAGCUGUAAUAGAUGAAGAAGAAAAGGAGCCAGAAAAGGCAUUGGUUGUGGCUGACAGAAAGUGAUACUUUCAGAAACCAAGUAAGCAGGCAUCCCAAUCAAUGUGAGAAAAGUAGGAAAAGUGACUGCUAAAACCAAUGAGUUAAAAGUUUAUUCUUCUUCCACAUUCAUGUACAAAUGUAACUUUCAUAUAUAUAUAUUUUUUGCUUGUAAUAAAGAGUACGUUGAUUCAAAUUUUAUAAAUUCACUUCUUCAGUCAA